Molecule: messenger RNA, 2394 nt
Organism: Penicillium antarcticum
Lineage: Eukaryota; Fungi; Ascomycota; Eurotiomycetes; Eurotiales; Aspergillaceae
Product: putative signal transducer
Exons: 2
Coding region: 1-2394 (797 amino acids)
Biological process (GO): chromatin remodeling; regulation of DNA-templated transcription
Cellular component (GO): nucleus
Molecular function (GO): ATP-dependent H2AZ histone chaperone activity
Source: RefSeq, a predicted model, not a curated record
AUGACCGACAUAAUGGAAGAGGACCCUUCGUCUGGGAUGCAGUCUUCUGAGGAGGAGGUACCCGUGGAGUCCCUGAUCAGAGGGCGCGCGAAACGAAGCACGGCAGGACUACACAUGUCCGCUCUGCUGGAAGCUGCCGCAGACGACGACCUAGCACUACUUUUUGAGGAAGUCGAAGACGACAAUGAAUUCGCGGACGAGAUAGACCCCGAAGUCGAGGAGGAUGAAGGACUGGAAUCGUCGGACGACGAUGACGACCAAGGACCGAACGCGACGAAUGACUACGAGGGCGAACAGCAACUACAGAAAGACGAGCGCAAGAAGCGCAAACAGCAGAAUGACCUCCGGUUCCAGACCCUACGCAAGCGAGUCAAGAUCGAUCCGACCGCCGUCAAUGCCGUGCCCGCCGCCCCUCCUCGUCCGAAGAAGAAGUCGGAGCGUAUCUCAUGGAUUCCCACAGUGGAGGAUGGGCCUACCCGGCAGUCUUCACGUCGCCAAACGAUGGUGAACAAGGAAAUGACGCACGCGCGUCUCAAGGACAGUCAGGAGAAGCGGGUGCGCAUUAUUGCUACCAUGAAGGAAGCCGAGAAGCGCAAGGCCCAUCUGAAGCCGAAGAAGAUGACACAGGAGGAUCACCUGGCGGAGGCUGCGAGAGUGGAGCGCCUCAACAGCAAGAGCUUGAACCGCUGGGAGCAGACCGAACGAAGAAAGGCAGAUGAACGACGAGCGAGAAUCGAGGCACUCCAAAACCGCCGUCUGGAUGGCCCGGUUCUAUCCUAUUGGAGUGGUGUGGCCACAUGGACCAAUGGGCGUCUCACGCGGGUCGGCAAGAUCGAUAUUAAACCGAAGCCCGACAAAGAAGAGGCCAAGAAGAAAAAAAAGGAGAAAGAAGACAAAGAAAAAGCGGCGGCGGAUCAGUUGGCCCUGCAGUCUAUUCCUGUCUUCGGGCCUGCACCUUUCCCAGGCUCAACACAACCUCUACCAAACCCAAACUUUUCUGUUGCGAAUACUGUUGCACCCGUUACGCCGGGGACAGCAGAUCAGCCAAUUCCGACUCCUACCAUUCCCACACCUACGGAUCAAAAGCCGGCUGGGGACAAGCCACCAGAAAUUGUCGCAACACCAACUUCUGAAAACAAACAAACAUCUGUUACAUCUGCUGAGACAAUUGCCAAUGUUGAUACAUCAUCAGAAACGCAGGCCAGUGCAGCUAUACCUUCCGAGAAUGACAAGGGCAAUGCAGUGGAAAAGCAAACUGCAGAAGAGGAGACAAAUUCAACGACACCGAUUUCAGAGAAUAAUGAAAAAGUGCCAGACCCGAGGAAACAGCCAGAGAAGAGACAAUUUGCUGUGGAGAUCCCAGCUCGCCGUUUAUCGGGACCUACAAAUAAUGGCUCUACUCAAACAGUGCCGGAGCCAACCUCUGCCAAGGACGACGAUGCUAUGGAUGUUGACCAACAUUCAGCGCCUACAGAUGUUCCCGAGGACAAUCAAGCGAAAGAGCCGGCCAAAGCAAACCUAAUGUCUUCGGAUAAUGCAGGUGCCCAACCAGUUUCGGCACAGGAACCCAAAGCAGACCCAGCCGGGCCGAGUCUUCAAGAACAACCACCGGCGGGCGCAUCACAGCCUGUGGAAUCUGCCACUCCCGUCAGCACAGGAGUUGUACUGGCCCCUCAUAUAUCGACUGCAGCAGUUAGUUCAGCCACGGUGCCCGAGAAUGCCUUGCUCCAAACUCAACCGCAACAAAGAUGGCAGCCCGGAUUACAACAUCCAAAUGUGAUGGGACCAAUACAGCCAGGGCCAGUUCAGACAGGACAGCCAGCGAUCCCACCAUCUCCUCCAGUAAUUGAACACACCGGGCGCACAUUAACCAUCCUCGAGAACUUCGACCAUGCGACCGCCCACAGUCGCAAAUACAGCAUGUACUUUAACGCCAAAAAGCCACCGCGUUUGACAAAAAUCUCGUCAUCUCUUUGCGUCAUCACUUCCAUGCCAUCACGAUACCGCGACUCAGACACAGGCCUCCCAUACGCCAAUUCCUACGCCUAUGGACAAAUCCGCCGCCUCCUAUCCGAAGGAUGUAUCUGGAGCUCGAUGCUAGGCUGUUUCGUAGGUCCAGCCGAUGGUGCCGCGCGAGGCGUGCCCGAGCGAUUUUCAGGAAAAGUAGGACCGGCUUCCGUCGCAGCCCCAGUUACGAAUUCAGUUCCAGAACCACUCCCGGUUCCCGGUCCAGGCCCAGGCACCGUCAAACCCCCAGCCCUAGAGGGCUCCAGAGAGAGCGAUGGAAAGGCCAAGGGCCAGGCCGAGUCGAUUCCAAAUAAGGCCGUUGCCGCGAAUGGCGAUCUCCCUACAGCCCAGGCUCCAGCGUCUGAGCCAAUGGACUUGGACAAAUAG